Messenger RNA from Corythoichthys intestinalis (scribbled pipefish), 5932 nucleotides. RefSeq names its product pumilio RNA-binding family member 2 (gene pum2). The transcript has 23 exons. Gene Ontology annotation, cellular component: cytoplasm; cytosol. Bases 166 to 3837 code for a protein of 1223 amino acids. The record is from RefSeq and is a predicted model, not a curated record. NCBI's taxonomy places the organism in Eukaryota, Metazoa, Chordata, Actinopteri, Syngnathiformes, Syngnathidae. Gene Ontology annotation, biological process: regulation of mRNA stability; miRNA processing. Gene Ontology annotation, molecular function: mRNA 3'-UTR binding.
AUUUACAUGUAGGGGGCGGUAGCACAGGCCGACUAUUAGCCGAGGCUAUCAAAGCCUUGCAAAAAUCAGCGCUCUCUCCAAGGAAACAAAACAAUAUAGAAUCUGGUUUACGGCGUGCCUCAAGCCCGGAGCCUCUCUUGAUAGGAAAACGCGCUUUCCCGUGGAAUGAGCAUUCCAUGCAGCAUCCUAGGUAUGAAUGACGUGGCCUGGCAGGAGACGAGAGGUGGGAUGCUGCAUGCAAAUGGUGCUCCUGAGGCUGGAGGUGUCAGGGUUCACAGUGGAGGGCCUUUAGCUGCUGUAGCUGGCCAGGCUUCCGGAGGCCCCCAUUUACAGGGCAUGGAUAGGGCCGGGAACCCUACACCAGGAACGCCGCAACCUCCAUUAAGCGGCCGCUCGCAGGAUGAUGCUACGGUUGGCUACUUCUUUCAGAGGCAACCUGGGGAGCAACUUGGAGGAUGUGCGCCGAGCAAACACCGGUGGCCAACCGGGGACCCCAAUCAUGUUGAUCAGGUCCGUGCUGUAGAUGAAAUGAACUACGACUUUCAAGCUCUCGCUUUGGAAUCUAGAGGAAUUGCAGAGCUUUUGCCAGCAAAAAAGCUUUGGGAUUCGGAUGAGCUGGCAAAGGAUGGAAGAAAAGGAAUGCUUCUUGGAGAGGAGUGGAGGGACAAUGCAUGGGGGUCAUCACACCAUUCAGUCUCCCAGCCAAUUAUGGUCCAGCGACGCCCAGGUCAGGGUUUCCAUGGAAACGGCGAUGCCAAUUCUGUGCUGUCACCUCGCUCAGAGGGUGGUGGCUUAGGUGUGAGCAUGGUGGAGUAUGUCCUGAGCUCAUCUCCUGGUGAUAAGAUGGACGCCCGUUACAGGAAUGGUGGCUAUGGUGGAGGUGAUGCUGACCAGGAUGGUAGAGAAAAGAACGACGGCCCUGAGAAAGUAUCUCCUUUUGAGGAAGACAAGAGCUCAGAGAUGAAGGUGGGAGAUGACAGCGAUCCUGCAAAGGCCAAUGGAAGAAGUUUACUAAAUGGCAUGGACAGGGACUGCAAAGACUUCAACCCAACUCCAGGAAGCCGUCAAGCUUCUCCAACUGAGGCAGUGGAAAGGAUGGGCCCUAACCAGACAGGAUUGGAGAUAAUGAGCCAGCACCAUGCUCAUGCCCAUGCACACGCUCAUGCCCAUGCUCACGCUCAUGCUCUACAACAACAGAACCACAACAAGGGACCGGUGGAGGACUUUCAGAACCAGGAAGCCCAAAACAUGGGUGGCAUGGAGCAACAAGCUGGCGUAGAAUCACUUCAGUUUGAAUAUCCAGGGAACCAGAUUCAGGUUGACUCCUCUGGAGCCCCAGUAGGAUUGUUUGACUACAGCUCUCAGCAGCAGUUAUUUCAGAGGUCAAAUCCCCUGACUGUUCAGCAACUCACAGCAGCCCAGCAGCAACAGUAUGCCCUGGCAGCGGCACAGCAGCAGCACCUUGCUGGCCUUGCUCCUGCAUUUGUGCCAAACCCUUACAUCAUCAAUGCUGCGCCCCCUGGAGCUGAUCCAUACACUGCAGCAGGGUUGGCAGCAGCCGCAACGCUCGCAGGACCCACAGUAGUUCCACCUCAAUAUUAUGGCGUUCCUUGGGGUGUGUACCCAGCCAAUCUUUUCCAACAACAGGCUGCAUCUACUGCCAAUCACUCUGCUAAUCAACAAGCAUCCAAUCAGGGACCAGGGCCAGGCCAACCUCAGGUAAUGCGCACAGGAAACAACCAGCGUCCUCUUACACCUGGCCAAGGUCAACAAAGUCAGCAGGAAUCUCUGGCUGCAGCGGCAGCAGCAGCUGCUAACCCCGCACUGGCAUACACAGGGAUGCCCGGUUAUCAAGUGUUGGCCCCUGCAGCCUAUUACGACCAAACAGGGGCCCUGGUGAUGGGACCUAGUGCUCGAACUGGCCUCGGUGGACCGGUUCGUCUAGUUCAGACUCCUCUCCUCAUCAAUCCUGCAGCAGCACAGGCUGCAGCUGCGGUCUCUGCAUCAGGUUCUGGUAGCAACAUGUCUGGCCCUCCGACAAACGGCAUGUACCGCUCCAUGCCUCAACCCCAACCUCAGCCGCAGCAACAGCAGGCACCGCCACAGAGCAGCGGCUUGCAAUCAAAUUCCUUUUACGGCUCCGGGUCAGUCCCCAACACCUCGCAGAGCAGCUCACUUUUCUCCCAUACAUCAGCUCCACCACCACCUCAGAGCUCCUCGCUUGGCUUCAGCAGUACCGGUAACUCGCUCGGCGUGGGUCUGGCCUCUGCUCUCGGAGGAUUUGGCUCUUCAGUAUCCAGCUCUACCAGUAGCAGUGUGUCUCGCAGGGAUUCCCUGUUGACAAGUUCUGAUCUUUACAAACGUGGCAGCAGUAGUUUAACCCCCAUCGGCCAGCCCUUUUACAACAGUCUGGGUUACUCCUCCUCACCCAGCCCGAUUGGACUCACCCCUGGCCACUCACCUCUCACUCCCCCACCUUCUCUGUCCUCCUCUCACGGGUCAUCCUCUAGUCUUCACCUCGGUGGCUUGACAAAUGGCAGCGGGCGUUACAUCUCUGCAGCACCUGGAGCUGAGGCCAAGUACCGCAGUGCCGGUGGAACAUCCAGCCUAUUUAAUUCCAGCAGCCAGCUCUUCCCCCCAUCUCGGCCCCGCUACAGCCGAUCUGACGUGAUGCCAUCCGGCCGCAGUCGACUCCUGGAAGACUUUAGGAACAACCGUUUCCCGAACCUUCAACUUCGAGACUUGCCUGGACACAUGGUGGAGUUUUCUCAAGACCAACAUGGAUCGAGAUUCAUCCAACAAAAGCUGGAGAGAGCCAGUCCUGCAGAGAGACAGAUGGUUUUUGGAGAAAUUCUACAAGCAGCAUAUCAGCUGAUGACUGAUGUGUUUGGGAACUAUGUCAUCCAGAAGUUCUUUGAGUUUGGGAGUGCAGACCAGAAGCUGGCCUUGGCAACUCGUAUCCGCGGCCAUGUCCUCCCACUGGCUUUACAGAUGUAUGGAUGCCGGGUAAUUCAGAAAGCCUUGGAGUCCAUUUCUUCUGACCAGCAGGUAAUUAGUGACAUUGUUCGCGAGCUGGAUGGCCAUGUUUUAAAGUGUGUUAAGGAUCAGAAUGGAAAUCAUGUGGUACAGAAAUGCAUUGAGUGUGUCCAGCCUCAAGCCCUGCAGUUCAUCAUAGAUGCCUUCCAGGGCCAGGUUUUUGUUCUCUCCACUCACCCUUAUGGCUGUAGAGUAAUCCAAAGGAUUUUAGAACACUGCACCCAAGAGCAGACUUUGCCAAUUCUGGAAGAGCUGCAUCAGCAUUCUGAGCAGCUGGGUCAGAAAUAUCAAGGCGUAUCAUUGGAGAUGACACCCAAAACAUAUUAUACAGUGUCCCGUGAUGCACUGUUCAAGGAUCAGUAUGGUAACUACGUCAUCCAGCAUGUUCUGGAGCACGGUAGACCAGAAGACAAGAGCAAGAUAGUUGCAGAAGUGCGUGGGAAAGUCCUUCUUUUGAGCCAACACAAAUUUGCAAGUAACGUUGUCGAGAAAUGCGUGAUCCACUCCUCGCGUGCUGAGAGAGCUCUACUGAUAGAUGAGGUGUGCUGCCAGAAGGAUGGCCCCCACAGUGCCCUGUACACAAUGAUGAAGGACCAGUAUGCAAACUAUGUUGUCCAAAGAAUGAUAGACAUGGCUGAGCCGGCUCAGCGUAAAAUCAUCAUGCACAAGAUCCGGCCUCACAUCGCCACCUUGCGCAAGUACACUUAUGGGAAACACAUUCUGGCCAAGCUGGAAAAGUACUACAUGAAAAGUGGCUCUGAAUUGGGACCCAUUGGCGGACCCACAAAUGGCCUCAUGUAGUCAAAGAUGACAUCACGAAUCCCCUCAAGAAGAGGCACAGGUUCUCAGCAUAUUAGGAUUUUCUCUCAACCCUAUUUUGGGGUCAAUUACCAAAAGGAAAAAAAAAGUUCACCCUAAAACGCUGUGACAACUGAUACCUGCCAGUGUGUCGCCCCUGGUGAGGUCCCAACUGGUGCCCUCGCUAUGAAUGGCAUAAAUUAGCAGGCUUAUUUUGUUGGGUAAAGCACAAGGCCAAUGUUAAUUCUGUAACUGAUAUAUUUGACUGGUUUUCAUAUUGUACAUUUGAUUUUUUUUACCUUGUAAAUUCUUUGUAGAAAAAACACAUUUGCUGAAACUUCUUACAAUUCUCACCAGCAAGUGACCUACUAAAAGACAAAACAGAGGGAGAAAAUUCCAUUUGCUUUUUGAACUGACUUAACUCCAGAAAAUUUGAUAUUUAUAUAUGACCCCAUGUAAAGUUGAAACAUUAGCAUCCCCAUGCCAAAGCAGCUGAUUUAAAGCAAAUGCCACUGUUCACAAGUCAGUGCGUGUAAGGUGCCACGGGUCUUUUGAAAAAGACUUUUUUUGUUGUUGUUUGUUUGCUUGAACUGGGGGGAACAAAUCAAUUGAGUGUUUUCUUAAACGGGGCCUUUUUCUUGCCUUGUAUUUUCUCUCUUCCAUUGUUUCCUGUAUUUUUCCCCAAGCAAGAGCAAUUUACAUUGCCUGGUGAGCUAGAAGCUAAGUCUGAGUCGUUUUGGUUGCCCAAAGACAGACUGGCUGAGGCUUUCCUUUUCCUUUUCUUUCCAUUAGACAUAUAAUUUAACAGGUACUAACAAUUGAAGGUAUUAAGAUAGAGACCGGCUUGGUUUUAAAUGAAAUUAUCUUCGUGAUGAUUGAAUGAUGUGAUGAGAGGCAUUGGUGGCGUGCUGUGGCAGGUUUUUUAAUUCCUCCCCCUUUUCCCCCCUUAAUACUUUUUAAGUGUCUGAGUAGGACAUGAGCACUGCUCUGAACUAAUUUAAUGUACUGAAUAAUCAUCUCUGGCUUAAAUAGUAGUUUAGUGUAGCAUCUUUUUGUGUGUUAAUUGUUGCUUUUGGGUCGCCGUAAUGGACUAACCCCCUCCUUCCAGAACACCUUAGAAUAAUCUGAAUUGUAAAGGGGAGCUUUAUCCCAGCAUUGUACAUGAGAUGGAAUUAAUUACUGGGAAGAAGGGAUUUUUAAAUCAGAUUUUUAAUGCUCCAGUGUUUGUAUUUUUCAACUCUUUUGAUUGGAUGCUGACGGGGCCAUUUAAACCUAUACAACUGUCCUGUAUUACUCGUAGUGAUGGCUUCUUUGAAUUGUAGAAUAUAUGUAGUAUAUGUGCAGUCAGUAAGUGUAAGAUUUUGAUUAAUAUUAUUAUUAGCUUCAGUGAGAAAAAAAAAAUGUCUAGUGGUGUUUGACAGGCCUUGCGAACAUGUAGUGAUGCUUUUAUUCCCUCUGUACAGUUGUACAUUUGUAACUGUUUAUGCUGUAAAUGGGAUGUCUUCUACAUUUUAGUGGGGCGAAAAAGGCAAAAGUGUGUAUUUUGACGUGUGUAUAUUCAUCACUCCUUCCCCCUCUUUGAAUACUAUGUAUACAGUUUUAUUUGAGCAAGUGUUAUUUUAAAGAAAAAAAAAAAGAUUUUUAAAGCUUCAUAAUCUGGCAUGUGAUUUUGUUUUUAAUCUCCAAGGGGAAAAGGCCAGCCUUUAUUUGUACUGGAGCUGCUGUAACAUCCACUGUUGAUAGUCUUUCUGAUGUGACACUUUUAAAACAAGAAAAAAAAAUUAUUACAAAAAAAAUCCUCAAAAUCAGUGGCUGCCUUUAGUUGUCUGACUUUACAGGAUACGACAAGAAAUAUUUUUGUACAGAAAAGUGCUGUAUUUUGGAACGGCUACUACCUUGUAAGCAAAAAAAAAAAAAAAAGCAUUGUAAAAUAUUGUCAAUUAUAUAAAUAUGAACAUAUGAGUUUUGUCACACUGUCAAAGUCAUGUACAUUUUCAGGUGGCCUUAUGUACAUUUCCAGCUGUUAGAUGAAGAAAAACUCAAUUUUUGGAGGCAGAAUUGUGACUAUGUAUGAUUAAACUGUUCUUCUAACAUUUGA